Caenorhabditis bovis is the source of this 1398-nucleotide messenger RNA. Lineage: Eukaryota; Metazoa; Nematoda; Chromadorea; Rhabditida; Rhabditidae. The record is from the annotation of a GenBank genome assembly.
AUGAAUAGAAGAUUUCUUUUACUUUGUUUCUUUACCAUAUCAGAAGCAUCACUACAAUGCUUUAAUGUCAUUCCAAGUAAUGCGAUAUCGAAUUCCGAUCCGAUUGCUGAAUUGUUUCACGUCACAGCUGGCGAGUGUCUGAACUAUUGUAUUCAACAAUCAGCGCAAAAAGGGGAUGGAUGUGUUUCGGUCGUUUUCCACAGAAACUUCAAUACAUGCCAAUUAUAUGGACAUGACGGCACACUUGAUGACGCACAAUUAGUAUACCUUGAAGAACAUGAAUUGUACAUUCGCUCCAGUUGGGAAGGGCCCUGUCAGGACAAAGAAGUGCCAAAAAGAGGUUAUCAACAACAACCUGCACGAUACGUUGCUCCAUCUCAGCAACGCAUCACCGUUUCUCCUCAUGAUUAUGUUCCGCCUAAUAAUAAUAAUCAAAAUACCAACAAUAACUUCUUCGUUGUUCCAAAGUCCCAGCCUCUUUCAAAUGUUGAUUUACCAAAGAUUGAUGUGAAUUCUAUUCGUGAAGGGGUUCGAAAAUCACCACAAAACUUUGAAAGCGCUAUUAUCAAAGAAAUGGACGAACUUGAAUCGGAGGAUUAUUUUGUUCAAACGACGACAGCAAAAACUCUAAGGAAGCCGAACUCAAUGACAACUUUUAAAAACCCAACUAGAGGAUAUAAGUGCCCAAACAAGCAAGAUGUUCUCUCUUAUUUCAUCGUUUAUGGAGCACGAAUGUUCACAAAAUCAGUUCCGCAACGAUUGAAUGGAGUUGAUCAAAGCAGUUGCGCGAUGUAUUGCAGCCAAAAUAUCAAUGCAAUAGGAAAUAAUAUCCCGUGCUACUCGUUCAAUUAUGAAGGAGCCAACGAAAUUUGCGAGAUGUAUAAUAAACAAGAUGAGCUUCAUUGGUCAUGGGCUUCGUUGGCUAUCGAUCAGGAUUACGUUUUUGCAGACAAAUUCUGCAUUAAUACCAAAAAGGAUUGUCCUGCUGAAACAAAUUAUCCAGUUCAUUUGUAUAGACAAAUCAAUCGAAAUAUAAUUAGAAAAAUUGCGGGAUUGAAUUCAAAAGUUGCAUGUUUAGCAGAAUGCAUUGAUAACGAGGAUUGCAAGGCGGUUACAUACAAAUCAGCACUUUGCGUGCUUCACAACUCUUCUCCGUCCGAUGAUCCAAGAAUUCUCAGCGAAGGAACUGAAAAAACAAUGGUUAUUGAAAAUGGGUGUUAUGUUCAAUUAAAAACUGAUGAGGACUUGACCACUAAAGUUAAAGUUCCCGAAGAACAAUCAUCCGAUUCUUGGCAAGAAUGGAGUUUAUGCCAAUUUGGUGUGAAGGGCAGAAAAAUGAGAGUGAGAACUCGAGAAUGCGACGAAUGCGAAGAUAAUCUGCAAAUGGAAGAAUGUUGA